Pseudopodoces humilis (Tibetan ground-tit) is the source of this 888-nucleotide messenger RNA. The record is from RefSeq and is a predicted model, not a curated record. NCBI's taxonomy places the organism in Eukaryota, Metazoa, Chordata, Aves, Passeriformes, Paridae.
AUGAACUGGCUCAGUCUCCUCGUCCUGCUGACCGUGGCCGGGCUGGCCCACAGCAUAGAGUACACCUGCGGAGGGUCCUGUGGGUUCCGAGCUCCUGUCUACAACCGCAACAUGGCUUUUGACUAUGGCAUGACACGCAUCGUGGGAGGCGCAGGUGCCGUGGAAGCAUCCUGGCCAUGGAUCGUCAGCCUCCAGCAUCCCUGGGCACCAUACCUAGGGCAUUUCUGUGGAGGGUCUCUCAUCACUGCAGAGUGGGUCCUCACAGCAGCCCACUGCUUCGAUGAGUAUAAGGAUAUCGGCAUGGUGUAUCUGGUGAUUGGAGCCACCCAAUUGACUCAGCCGGGCCCUGGGGCACAACUGCGCCGUGUUAAGCAGGUGGUGAUACACCCGUACUACAAUCCUGCCGACUAUAGCUAUGACAUUGCCCUGCUGAGAUUGGACCAUCCUGUCCAGUGCAGCCCCUACAUCCAGCUGGCCUGUGUGCCUGAUGCCACACUGAGAGUGUCAGAGCUGCAGAACUGCUGGGUUGCUGGCUGGGGUUCCACUGCUCCAAGAGCACAGACAUCAAGUGAUCACCUGCAGGAGGCCACGGUUCAGCUCAUCAAUCUCAAGAUCUGCAACAGUAGCCGCUGGUACGCAGGGAAAAUCCAUACCCACAACUUGUGUGCUGGUUACCCACAGGGCCUCAUCGACACCUGCCAGGGUGACAGUGGUGGUCCUCUCAUGUGCCAGGACAACCACGCUGACUCCUGGUGGGUUGUUGGAGUGACCAGCUGGGGAAAAAGUUGCGGCAGAGCAAGGCGGCCUGGAGUCUACACGUCCACUCAGUACUUCUAUGACUGGAUCCUAUUCCACAUGGGCAAAAAGAAUAUUCAAAGUGUUUCUUGA